AGUCAAUAUUUGAACAAACCAUUGGGGAAUGAUCGUGUAUAAAUAGAUCCUUCAUAAAUGGUUACUCACACAUUCAUAUUCUUUCAAUCAUUGAAAAAAAUGGCUAUAAUCUUAAAAAGAGGAAGACUUACCUUGGCUCUUAUCAUCCUCAUCGUCAUUAGUUCAUCAUCUCACAUCAUUACAACCACCGCCACUGCUCGGAUUCCGUACAACCAUGUCCGCCAACUAGCUACAAAUUGCGAUUAUGACCCCAUACAACAAAAUGAUGGACCCGACGGGUGUGGUAGUGGAAGUGGAAGUGGAAGUGGAAGUGCAUCACCAAAACCAAAACCAAUACCAUGCGGUUCAAUGCCAGGUAGGAGCCUUUGUAGGAAGGGUUGCUGUGGGAAGACUAAAAUGGGAAGAGCCGAAUGUUGCUAGUAGUACGGAGGUUGUACUACAUCAAAUAAUGUAUCUGAGUCCCUUGUUUAGAUCAGAAAAUAAUAUUUCAAAUCAUUUCCACCCUCUGCUUUUCCUUAAAGUUGUCUAUGUAUGAGUAUGUAUGUCCACAAAAAUUUUAUAUCCAGAUAAUGUUGUUCGAAUUAA
Molecule: messenger RNA, 585 nt
Organism: Lactuca sativa (garden lettuce)
Lineage: Eukaryota; Viridiplantae; Streptophyta; Magnoliopsida; Asterales; Asteraceae
Source: RefSeq, a predicted model, not a curated record